Triplophysa rosa is the source of this 3886-nucleotide messenger RNA. RefSeq names its product Scm like with four mbt domains 1 (gene sfmbt1). The transcript is spliced from 21 exons. Gene Ontology annotation, biological process: regulation of DNA-templated transcription. Bases 118 to 2724 code for a protein of 868 amino acids. The record is from RefSeq and is a predicted model, not a curated record. NCBI's taxonomy places the organism in Eukaryota, Metazoa, Chordata, Actinopteri, Cypriniformes, Nemacheilidae. Gene Ontology annotation, cellular component: nucleus. Gene Ontology annotation, molecular function: transcription corepressor activity; histone binding.
UUUGUGCCAUAUUGGAAUGAGGUCGAGAACGACUAGGCGGAAAAAGACACGGCAUCUAAAACCGACUUGAAAAACUCCUCAUUGAAGCUGUUCGGUUGUGCUCCAGGGGGUUUAGACAUGAGCCUUGAGGCGCUGGAAUCUGAUGCAGACUCUGGUCAGGAUGCAUUGGAGUUUAACUGGGAUGACCACCUGGAAGAAACGGGGGCACUUUCUGUUCCUCAUCAUGUGUUUAAACAUGUGGACCAGGGUCUGCAGACGGGUCUGGCUCCUGGUAUGAAGCUAGAGGUGUGUGUGCGUACAGAAUCAGAAGCCACUUAUUGGGUGGCCACAAUAAUUACCACAUGUGGACAGUUACUGUUGCUGCGAUACGAGGGGCACCAAGAUGACCGGCGUGCCGACUUUUGGUGUGACAUCAUGACCGCCGACCUGCACCCGAUUGGAUGGAGCAGACAGCAGGGUCGACCAAUAAGACCUCCUGUGGGUGUGCGUGAGAAGCAUCAGGACUGGGAAACUCUGCUGGAGAAAGCUCUGAAUGAAAGCUGCAGUGUACCUGCUAAUCUACUGGAAGGGGCCCAGCGUGGCUGUAAUCCUAUAGAUCUCUUAAGUCCGGGUCUCAGUGUUGAGCUGGUGGACCGUCAGGAUGCCGGGGUGGUCUGGUCUGCAGUGAUUGAGGAUAAUAUAGGGGGUCGCUUACGACUUCGAUAUGCCGGCACAGAGGGGCUUCCUGACACCCAUUCCAUCACAUGGGUCUUUUACCUGGACCCCCUGCUUCAUCUGCCUGGCUGGGCACAGGAACACAACUGCACUCUUAGACCUCCAGCAGCUCUGCUCCCUCUACGCACUGAAGCAGAAUGGGAGGAGGUGAAGAAGACCAUCUCCUCUCAGGAACAGGACUCCAGCAUCAGUGAUGAGUUUUACAAGGACAGACCGGCCAUUACUCCACACUGUUUUAUUGAAGCAAUGAAGCUAGAAGCUGUGGACCCAGCAGCUCCUUUCACCAUCAGCCCGGCCACUGUGACAAAGGUGUUUAAUGAUCAGUUCUUUCUGGUGCUGAUGGAUGACAUGAGAGAAGAGGCACAGAAAGACGGGGGUGGACAUGCUUUUCUCUGUCAUAGAUACAGUCCUGGAAUCUUCCCAACACAGUGGUGUCUAAAAAACGUAGUAAAGCUCAGCCCUCCUCCAGGGUUCCAAGGUCAGGAUUUUGACUGGGCAGACUAUCUUAAGCAGUGUGAGGCUGAAGCUGCCCCCCAGCACUGUUUCCCACCUGACCCGUCUGAUCAGUGCAUUAAAGAGUCUAUGAUGCUGGAGGCCGUCAACCCCCUGUGCCCUGAAAACAUUCACGUAGCAACUGUUACCAAGGUCAAAGGUCAACACGUGUGGCUACGUUUAGAAGGUUCAAAGCAGCCCAUCCCAGAGAUCAUAGUUCACACAGACUCUAUGGAUGUUUUCCCAGUGAGCUGGAGUGAAACAAAUGGCUACCCUCUUCAGUACCCCAGCAAGCCCAGAGUGGAGAAACAGAGAAAGGUGGCAGUCGUACAGCCAGAGAAACAUCGAGUCCCGUCUAAAGACUCCUCACCUGAUACAGCCAAACAACAGCUGAACAACAGUCAGGCUGAGAUAGCUGGCCAGACAAAUGGCAAAUACUGCUGCCCUAAGAUCUAUUUUAACCAUCGCUGCUUCUCAGGGCCUUACCUCAAUAAGGGCCGUAUUGCAGAGUUACCCCAGUGUGUGGGACCCGGGAACUGUGUUCUGGUACUGAAAGAGGUGCUGACGCUGCUCAUAAAUUCUGCCUAUAAGCCCAGUCGAGUGUUGAGAGAACUGCAGCUGGACCAGGAGGGCCGUUGGCAGGGUCACGGAGAGACACUUAAAGCCAAGUAUAAAGGAAAAAGCUACAGGGCGACAGUAGCGAUCGUUCGCACAGCAGACCAGGUGGCUGACUUUUGUCGGAAGACCUGCAUUAAACUAGAGUGCUGUCCCAACCUGUUCGGUCCACGUAUGGUUCUGGACCGCUGCUCGGAAAACUGCUCGGUGCUCACCAAAACUAAAUACACGUACUACUAUGGGAAGAAGAAGAGCAGGCGUGUGGGCCGACCUCCUGGAGGACACUCGAACCUGGAAGGGGGUGUAAAGAGACGAGGCAGGAGGAGGAAGAGAAGGAAGCAGCUUUUCGUCCACAAAAAGAGACGUUCUUCUGCCUCAGUCGACAAUACUCCUGUAGGCUCCCCUCAGGGCAGUGGUGAUGAGGAAGACCUGGAUGACGAUGACUCUCUGAGUGAAGACACAGGCUCUGAGAUGCAGGACGAGCUGAUGGAUGAUUCUGAAUACUCAGAGAAGAAGUCACAGCCCCCCACCCCAUCCCCCUCUCCUCCCGAAACCCCUCGUCCUUCACGUAGACGUCGCAAGGCUCGCUCGCCUUCCUGCUCAGAUGAUGAAAACAGGCCUCCUUCACCCAAGAGUCCGCGUGUUGAAGUUCCUCAGAAGCUUUGCUUAGACAGCAGUCCGCUGGAGUGGAGCGUCACUGACGUCGUAAGCUUUAUCAGGACCACCGAUUGUGCUCCGCUGGCGCGCAUCUUCGUGGAUCAAGAGAUUGACGGUCAGGCCCUGCUUCUGUUAAAUCUUCCCACCGUGCAAGAGUGUAUGGACCUGAAGCUCGGCCCUGCCAUUAAGCUGUGCCAUCACAUUGAAAGGGUCAAGCUGGCAUUUUAUCAACAGUUUGCAAGCUGAGGGUGACAUUCGGUAGAGAGGGGUAGAGCUAUGACAUUAUGGCAUUUUGGGGUGGUUUCCUGGUGUGUGUGAUCUUCCUUUACCUCUAUGGACCAUAGAACCUUUAAAAACUCACUUAGCGCUUUAGAAGCCUCCUUUACCAUUAGUUUGUUUACACAGCAGGCACAGUUGAGAUUAACUACUGGAGGCGCAUUUUUAACAGGGUGAUUCUGGUACUUUUACAGCUGGGCUGUCCAUCUCAACGUAAGCCUUGUUCUGGACUACUUCGUUUAAUCGUGUGAUCUUUCUUUUAGAGAUUAGUUCAGCUCAGGUUAUGUUAAACCUGAGUCCAAAGAACUAGUCCAUUCAGUCUCUGCAAGAAUAAGCAAAGCUCUUUACUUGUUUUUGAAAUGUUUCUUAACUGUAGAGCGGAUGACAAUGCAAUUACCUUAAGCACAAAAUAACAAUUGCCCAUGUACUGUAAGUGGUAUGUAAACGUGUACAUACAGGAGUGUGAAUGUAAAUAGUGUAAAUAACCAGAUGUUAAUUUUAGUGGGACUAUUGUCCCAUUUCGCUUUGGUUUUCUAUAAAAGCUUGGGAAUUACACUGUAACACAAUAGUUCUUAGGAAAAGGCAUUUAUGCCUGAUUCUGUAAUUGUGAUUGAUGUAAAUACUAAUAAACAUUUGCUUAUCCUAAUAAAUUGUUAGUAAAUAAAAAGUGCAGAGUUAUGGUUAAGAUAUAAGCACACAAAGAUUUCAGGUUAUGUCACUGACUGUGAUAUGGACAAUAUAGUGGCAAAUCCAGGGUCUAUCAACACCAAAUUGAAGAGUCUUGGCACUCUUUUAAACAUGUCUGCUGUAAUAUUUGUAACAUCAUAUAGAUAACAUGUGUUUAAUGCAUUAAAUAAAAACAUGUGUUUUGAUGCCUAAAAUAUCACCUGGUUUUGGCUUGCAUUGCAAAGCUAUGGCUCAAGAGGUGUCAUUUAUAGACAACAGUCUCAAUUUUCUUGAUUUAACAUUCAUUUCUCUUGCUCCCCCUUCUGUAAGCAUUUGCGCUUACAGUUGUUUUGUUCAUUUCAUAAUGAAUUGCCCAUUCGUUAAAAAAAGCUGUUGAUUUAAAAUAUGUUUACUUUGAAUUACAUGAUGGUGGAAAGUGUUAUUUAAAAGAUAAUAAAUUGAAUGG